Molecule: messenger RNA, 6746 nt
Organism: Clarias gariepinus (North African catfish)
Lineage: Eukaryota; Metazoa; Chordata; Actinopteri; Siluriformes; Clariidae
Product: AT-rich interactive domain-containing protein 1B-like
Exons: 21
Coding region: 1-6426 (2141 amino acids)
Biological process (GO): chromatin remodeling; regulation of transcription by RNA polymerase II; positive regulation of DNA-templated transcription
Cellular component (GO): nBAF complex; SWI/SNF complex; brahma complex
Molecular function (GO): DNA binding; nucleosome binding
Source: RefSeq, a predicted model, not a curated record
AUGGCUGCGCAAGUGGCACCAGUCCCGGCCGCGUCUAAUAACAAGAGCAAGACUUUACCGGGGGUUUUGGGACAAGAUUUAAACUCCGGGAAACGCGCAGGAGGAGGAAUAGCGGAACUGAGAGGCGCGAAUAAUAAUACUAACAACACUACCACUAAUAAUAAUAACAAUAACCAUCAUGUGGAUCGGCGCUGCGAGGACCUGAGCCGGACUGGUGGGAGCCUAACAACUUCGGUCUCAUCCUCAUCAUCAUCCUCAUCAUCUUCAUCGUCUUCAUCCUCGAUGUCGUCGGGCUCUCCGGGUGUAGACACGGGUGGGUUUGUGGUGAACCAUAAGCUGAAGCACGCGCCCGGAGAUCUCCAUCUGAACCAGUUUCACGGGAACCAGCGCGCCGCGCAGAAUAACCAGGAGAGCCCUGCGGACAGUCAGAGGCUAGGAGGCAGGGAGACCGGGCUGGGAGGCACGCCUGAUCAACACAUGUUCAGUGCAGUGAAAAGUGCAGAAGAUCAGCCUUGUAGAACCUCGGAGCACAUGAGUAAGAGCAGCAGGUACGAGCAAGGCAAUUUGGCACCGCAUCUCCAAGCCUCCCAUGCCCAGGGCGCAGCAGCAGGAGGAGCAGGAGCAGGAGGAGCAGGAGGAGUGAAAACACCGGUUUCUGACUUCAAUCACUAUUUUGGAAGUUCAAGAUCAGGACCCUGCUUCGAUCAGCACGGCGCGCAGCAGGGCUUUGGCACUUUGAUGUAUCCCGCCACUUCUAAUCAUCAUGUGGAAGCCUCACCAAACUCGCACGAAGGCCAUCAGAAGAGUCAGUACGGCGCGUACCCGGGCUACGGGGCUGCGGGAUACAGUAACCCGGCCUCAACUCAGGCCAAAUGCGCUCCGGUUGGGGCGAUGAACAACGCCGGGGGGUUUUCACGUUUCCCGGGACAGAAUCAGCAUCCAUCGGGAGCGACCCCCACCCUGAACCAGCUGCUCACCUCCCCCGGGCCCAUGAUGCGAUACUAUGAAUACAGCGGCGGCAAAGACGCGAGCUCUCAGUACGGGUGCGGGAGCGCAGGGUGGCCGGGACAGAGGGCUCAUCCCGGGGCUGCGAACAGCGCGCAGAGCGCCACCCGGGGCCAGGUGGGUUCUAUGGACUUCAUGGUGAUGAAGCGCUCCCAGAUGUACGGGAUGAGCAGUAGCCCGUACCCUCAGCAGCAGCAAGGUGUCCCUUAUCCCAGUCAGCCCUACGGAUCUCCUUCUACACACAGAUACCCGAUGACCAUGCAGGGCAGAGGACAAAUCGGCAUGGGUGCGAUGCCAUAUCCUCAACAACAGGUUCCUGCCCAUUUUGGCCAGCAGGGCAUGGGAGGGUAUUGUCCUCAGGGCCAGCCCGGGUACUACGGCCAGUCUCAGCAAUCCCAGCAGCCUCAGCAGCAGACACCCUUCAGCCAGCCUCGUACCAGCACACAGCAGCAGGAGACCCAGGAGAGCUUUGGAAGCCGAAGCCAGCCUGCUGGGAAUGCUGGGAAACCCAACCAUGAUGAGAUGGGAUUGAUCCAGCAGGACCGUCCUUCCAGCUUACCUGACCUGUCAGGCUCCAUCGAUGACUUGCCCAUGGGAACCGAGGCGCCUCUCAACCCAGCCAUCAGCGUCUCUGGUCCCCCCAACAGUCAGGGAGACCAGGGGAACCAGUCUCAGUCUCCGUUUUCACCACACACCUCUCCUCGUGUUUCCAACAUGCGGCCUGGACCCUCACCCCCACCGGUAGCCUCCCCCAGUCCCGCCGGAUCCAACCAGAUCUCUCCUACCAACGGCCCAGGGUCCCAGCUGGCACCACAGACCCCUGGGAACUUACCUGACACUGGCUCCAAUUCCAGCAUGAACCAGAUUCCCGUGGCUCAGGACAGAGCCUUUAUGCGAAGGAGUCAAAACCAGUAUGGCCCUCAGCAGUCAGGACCGCCCAUGUCCCCACAUCUGUCAACCAGAAACCAGAUGCAGCACGGGAUGAGCGCCUAUCAGCACAACUCCACUGGUUCCUACGGCCCCCCGAGUGGUCCCUACGGCCCACAAGGGAACUACUCGAGACAUCCCUAUGGAGGAAUGAACAAUGCUAACUGCAGUGGUUUGGGGUCUGGAAUGAGCAACAGCCUGGGCAUGAACGCCAGCAGCCCCAUGCACGGGCAAGGGCCAGGGCAACCCAUGUCCAUGAGCCGUGCCCCCGGACCCCCCGGGAAUCGGGUCUACCUGGGUGGAGGGAACAGCAUGGCGCCCACGUCUCCCAGCAUGCCGCAGUCCGCCGGACCGGGCAUGGGGCCUCCUGUAGGAAACGUGAAUCGUAAAACUCUAGACGGGCCGAUGGCGACGAUGCAUCCGACAGGCAACUCUGCACAGGGGAGGCAGGGUGGUUACUGUGGAAUGAUGGGUACCGUCUCGUCAUAUAGCCACCAAGUGGGAAAUGCGACAGCGAUGAUGUCACCACAGAGCUGCAGCUCCACCACAUCUCCGUCAGGCCCCAUGGGGGAGGGUGGAGAGGUGCCAAUGUCUGCAGACUCCAAGCAGAAAUCCAGCAGUAAAGAAGAAGUGAUUCCUGUCGCUGAAUCUCACAAACCUCCGAAGGACGGUUCCAGCUCCCAGUGCGGCUCGGAGCCCCCGACCCCCUCGGCCCUGACCCCCAGCCCCGCUAGUCUGUCCUCGUACCACGGGGAUGACAGCGACAGCAUCAGCAGCCCUGCAUGGCCCAAAACUCCCUCCAGUCCAAAGUCAGGCUCGGGCUCCAUAACCAAUGACAAGGUCUCUCGGCUGUACGAAAUGGGAAGCGAGCCGGAGAGAAAGAGUUGGGUGGAUCGCUACGUGUCCUUCAUGGAGGACAGGGGGACGCCGGUUCCUCACCUCCCUGUCGUGGGCAAGAAACAGCUGGAUCUGUGCAAGUUCUACAUGACUGUAAAGGAGCUGGGUGGCCUGGCCAUGGUGAACAAGAAUAAAAAGUGGCGCGAGCUUUCCUCGGCGCUCGGUUUGGGCACGUCCAGUAACGCGGCUAGCUCUCUGAAGAAGCACUACAUCCAGUACCUGUUCGCUUAUGAAUGUAAGGUGGAGAGGGGGGAGGAGCCUCCGCCCGAGUCGUGCCCGCGCACCGACGCCAAGAAACAAGGCAAAGUGGAGCCGCCGUCUCCUGCCACCUCAGGCUCUCUACAGGGACCUCAAACCCCUCAGUCCACGGGCAGCAGCUCCCUGCCUGAGAUGCCCAGUGAGCUAAAGCCACCCACACCAGCCACAACGCCACAGGGGCACAUCAGUAUCCCAGGCAACAGCAAUAAUUCAGUCAGUAUUCAAGACCCGUUCUCAGACUGCAGUGAUCCUGCGUUCCAUAAGAGGAACAUGCUGAGCUCUGGAGGUUCUUAUCAAUCAGCCCUGAACCCCAUGGACUCCAUGAUGAGGAUGCAGUAUGACAAUAAGGACCACUUUGCAGGAAUGAGGAAAGCUGUAGGUGGAGAGCCUUGCAUGCCCGCUCAGAUGACCCCUGCUGGCAUGCAGGACAUCUAUGGCAGGAGUCCCUCGAGUGGCCCCAUGGCAGGGCUGGGUAUGGGUCAGCGCCCUCAGUACCCUUACGGGCAGGGUUAUGACCGCAGAUCAGACCAUUUAAUGGGGGUGGACGGGAGUCUGGGUCCCCAUGGAAAUCAGAGCAACAUGAGUCACGCCAGUAAUGAUGGCAGCAUGUACUCUCCUAACAGAUACCACAAUCAACAACGACAUGAUGGCUACGGACAGCAGUAUCCUGGUAUGCCAUAUGGCGUCCACCCUCCAGGGAUGUACCCUCAGCAGGGCUAUAAGCGACCCCUCGAUGGAAUGUAUAGCCCCCCCGCUAAGAGGCAAGAAGGAGAACUUUAUGGGAUGCAGUAUGGAGGCCCACAGACAGACAUGUACAGUCAGUAUGGAGGAAAUUAUCCAGAGCGCCGGCCCAUGCAGACUCCCUUUCCUUAUCCGUAUAGCCGUGAGCGGCUACAGAACGCCAGCCAGGGGCCUCAGCAUCACUCUGUCCAGCACGGCAUGAUGGGUGCCGGACAUUCAGCACCCACAGCAGACGGCCCAACACACAUGUGGCCUUCAAGGACAGACAUGGCCUAUUCUUACUCUAGCAGACACGCGACACCUAGUCAGAGCUCUCCGUACCCAGGGAUGGGACGCAUCGAGGACAUGGAUGGAGUCCGAACAGACAAUCAGUGGCCCGGGCAUCAACGCCAAACACCGUACAUGUCUGGUCACUCUAACUCCAUGGCUCUUAUGUAUUCACGGCCUCCUUCUUCCUACCAGACCUCUAACCAUAUCUCAUGUGAACCGAGCCCAGGGUCUUUCCAGCGCUCUAUGGAAGGGCACAUGCAACCCAACAAGAUGGCCUUCAUGCAGUCUAUGAAGAUGCACAAGCCGGGGAUGCCGGUGCCCAGUGGCUCGGCGAGUGGAGUCCCAGGUCAGAUGCCACCCAACAUGAGGAGAGACUAUCCGAUGGGGUGUGUGGAAGGGACCCAGCCUCUACUGAAACCGCGACGCAAAAUGACCUCAAAAGACACCGGAACCCCAGAAGCCUGGCGAGUAAUGAUGUCACUCAAGUCUGGUCUUCUGGCAGAAAGCACAUGGGCUCUGGAUACAAUCAACAUCCUCCUUUAUGAUGACAGCACUGUAGCAUCGUUCAACCUGACACAGCUGCCUGGAUUCCUAGAGCUCAUCGUUGAGUAUUUAAGAAGAUGCCUGAUCGAGAUCUUUGGCAUCUUGGAGGAAUAUGAGAUCGGGACUCUUGGCCAGAAGACUCUGCUUGGUCCAGAUGAGGAUGAAAAAGAGCAAGACUCGCUCAAAUCAGACACUUCAUGUGAGCCAGAGACCAGCCAAGAGCCAGAGAAAAACUCCAUGGACUCUCCUCCUGCGUCUUCUGAGACAGACCGGGAGUUAAAUCAGGAAGGCGAGAAUAAGGAUGAAAUGUUGCGAAAUGAUAGAGAUGAGAAAGAUGAAAAUAGAACUGAGGAUAUUAAGGAUCCUCUCGAGGGCCAUUCAUCAACAGUGCCUGAACCCAGACCCAAACAAGCCAGCAAGUACGAUAAGCUGCCUGUCAAGAUUGUUCCAAAAGAUGACUUCAUGGAGGAUAUUUCUGACGAGCUUGGCCAUGUGCAGAAAUUCGACAGUGGAUUACUUCACUGGAAAGCAGGCGGUGGUGACUCCACGAGCUACAUCUUAACACAUUUUGAGAGUCGUGAAGAUUGCACAACUAAUAGCGUCCAGAACAAACAACACUGUUGUGCUUCAAAGUCGGACACGUACAGCACCCCGGUUGCGACUAUAGACGUUGUUCUGUCCCCACGGCUGAGGGAUCUCUGUGGGGAAGAAAACUCAUCCACCUCCUUAAACAGUUCCUCACAUUCAUUACGCCUUUUCGAGAACCAGAAAGGGAUCACUCUAUUGGAAGAUGAACCUCACUGUCCAGACGAACCUCCGCUGUGCACAAAAUCCAGCUGGCAGGAAUCUCUGGGCAAACGCUGCAUUUGUGUCUCUAACAUUAUCCGCAGUCUCUCGUUCAUCCCUGGAAACGAUAGCGAGAUGUCCAAGCAUCCGGGCCUGAUUCUGAUCCUUGGCCGAUUGCUGUUGUUGCACCAUGAGCACCCGGAGAGAAAGAGGACUGUCCCUAGCAACGAAAAAGAUGAGUUCCAUAAGGAGGAAGAACUCAAGCCCUGCAGCAGGGAUGAGUGGUGGUGGGACUGUCUGGCAGCGCUGAGGGAGAACACUUUAGUCACGCUGGCCAACAUUGCAGGCCAGCUGGACCUGUCGAUUUACCCGGAGAGUAUAUGCCUUCCCGUCCUCGACGGCCUGCUCCACUGGAUGGUGUGUCCUUCGGCCGAGGCCCAGGACCCUUUUCCUUUGGCAGGGCCGCAUUCACAGCUCAGUCCAAAAAGGCUGGUACUGGAAUGUCUGUGCAAGCUCAGCAUUCAGGACGGCAACGUAGACCUGAUCCUGGCCACACCGCCCUUCAGUCGUCAGGAGAAGUUCUUCGCCACACUGGUGCGUCAGGCGGGAGAGCGCAAACUGCAAGUUUACCGCGAGAUGGCAGUGGCCGUGCUGUCCAACCUGGCUAGAGGGGAUCCUUCGGCGGCGCGCGGCAUCGCCAUUCAGAGAAACGGUGUUGGCAACCUUGUAGGCUUCCUAGAAGAUGGAAUUGCCAUGACUCAGUAUCACCAAAACCCACACAGCCUGCUGCACAUGGGUCAUCCUCCUAUGGAGCAACCCAGCGUGAGCAUGCUGUGUCGGGCAGCCAAAGCGCUGCUGGAACUGGCCAAGGUGGAGGAGAACAGGCCUGAGUUUGUGCUGUAUGAAAGCAGACUCCUGGAUAUUGCCAUCUCCUCCGUGCUGAACGUAAGCGUGGUGGCCGUCAUCUGCGAAGUACUCUUUCAUCUCGGCAAGUCAUGACAAGAGGUGCUUCGCCUUUAAGACUGUUCUACACCAAUCAUGUGGAUGAGGCACUUUCAUAUUUAUAUUUAAAAUCAAAAGUCGCUUUAUAUAUGAAUAUAUGAAAUAAAUCAAAAUGAAGAGCUUCUGUGUUCAACUCUUUCGUUCGAGGAUUUUAGAAAAAAAUGAUUUUAAUACAGAUAUUUAAUAUUGUCAUUUGAAUGUUUGUCUUUUGCUUAUUUCAUUCUUAUUUUAUUAACCAAAUGUCUGACUUUUGGUUCAGAAGAUUAUCCCCCCCACUAACUCUCAAACCCUCACCCCCACCACCAACGCCCCCCUCC